CUACGCAGUGCAGCGCGGAUCCCCCGCUGGUCUGUGGAGUAGUGAGGAAGUGAUGGUGACCAUCUGCGUGAAAGAGUGUUAAACACGUCGACAGUCUCCCUCACGGUUUUAUAUUCUGUUGCAGAAGCAGGAAAGUCUCGUGCGUGUUGUCACCUGGCCUGUGCGCAGCAGCAGCAUGUUGGAGUGUGGCAUGCUGGAGCAGGACCGACGGGCUCUGCGGAGACGCUCUGCGGUGCUGUGCAAAGACCUGGUGGUGGACGAGCUGCUCAUUCAGUCCUUACAGGCAGAAAACAUCCUGACGGAGAGCAUGGCAGAGACUAUUAUGGCUGAGCAAACAUCUCAUAAACGAAGCUGGCGCUUACUCCUCCUCCUACCAAAGCGGGGGCCAAGAGCCUUCAGCAGCUUCUGCUCAGCUCUGCAAGAAACUGAUCAGCAGCACCUGCAAGACCUGCUCUUACGAUCGCCAGAAAAAGAUGGCAAAGAGACGGCUGUAGAGAUUAUUCAGCCUGAGGAAGAGCCAGAGGGAAAUGCAGGGCGAGUCCUCAAGUCGACGACAGAAAGGAAGAGAGAGACGUCCUCAGUAGACAGAGAAGAAGAGAAUGAGGUGAGCAGCACCUCGUCAGGCCCAGUCCAAGCCUCAGAUAGCAGCCUGCGCUCAGAGUCACCAUUCAGAGGACUGUCCCCAGUCAGGGAGGAAGACAGGAAGACAGAGAGACAGAUGACGAAGAAGAGAGAUGAGCAGAUGGAUAGGUUUGGGGACUCUUCUCUUCCAUUUCCCACCCAAGAAGAAGUUGCUGCCAAGAGGGCAAGGACACGCGCGGAGACCAUGGAGUUCAGUCUGGACGCAGAUAGUCCCAUCAGCACUCCUGUGCUCCCGUGCACUGCAGACUUCUACCUCUCUCACUGCCAGCAGUCUUACAGAGUUAAUUCAUCCCCUCGUGGUUUUGUUUUGGUGAUCAGUAACGUGACCUUUGAUCCUUGUGCUGCGCCUGACCUUGACCCUAGGAAGGGAGGAGAGGUGGAUGACGAGGUCCUCAGGAAGGUCUUCACAGAGCUGGACUACGUGGUUACAGUCCACAGAGACCUCACUGCUCAGGGCAUGAGGAUGUGCAUUGAGAACUUUUGCCGUCGGCCGGACCACCGGACGAUGGACAGCUGCGUGGUGUGUCUGCUCUCCCACGGAGUGGAAGGAGCGAUAUAUGGUACAGACGGACAGCUCCUGCAGCUGGACUGGGUGUUUGAGUCCUUUGACAAUGCGCACUGUCCGCUGCUACAGAACAAACCCAAGAUGUUUUUCAUCCAGGCCUGCAGAGGAGAGGAGAUGGACUGUGGAGUGGAGCAGAUCGACGGGCCCCCGAGGACCUGCUCCCCGAGCUGUGAACAGCGGGACGCUGGGAGGGAAGGACAGGGGGACGCAAACUCCAGACAGAGAGAGGACAUGGGGAGGCCCCGGAUUAAACUGCCCCAGAGGUCCGACAUGAUCUGUGGCUUUGCAUCUCUCAAAGGUCAGAGGACUUGCACAGCAGCCAUGCGCAACACCAAGAGAGGAUCCUGGUUUAUCCAGGAACUUAACAGAACACUGCGCCUCCACGCCAAAGACACACACCUUGCAGACAUCAUGGUGCAGGUCAACGGGCGCAUCAAGGAGCGCGAGGGUUACGCUCCUGGCACCGCCCACCAUCGCUGCAAAGAGAUGUCAGAGUUCACCAGCUCAUUAUGCAAAGACCUCUACCUUUUCCCCAAGUACCAGCCCCAGUAUUGACAUGCAAAUAUGCACAUACACAGAUUAACACACACACACACACACACACACACACACACACACACACACACACACACACACACACACACACACACACACGUUCCUUGCAUUGAAGCCUCAACAGUUCAUUCCGCUCCAAUUGCUGCCGCACACUCACACAUUCCUCCGUUGCAGCUUCACCUCCAAACAUUCAUUCAUGUGUUCUGUGUAAGACACAAACACACACGUGCAUAAACACACACACAUCUUGGAGAGGAGGAAGGAGCCAGCUUAUGUUAAUCUACAUGUACUCGGAAAUGGACGACGUGUUGCUGCACAACUAACUCCUGUGUCUGUGUGUCUGCGUCUACGCCAGUUAGAGGGUUUAGUUAAUAACCCUUUCUAGUCAAAGACAGAAUCUAUUUAGUUUUCUUACUGCACAGCUACUUUAAGGUUUCACUCUUUUUAAAAUGUAUUUUCUACACAGAUCUAUUUUUGUUGCUUUAUUUUGUAUGAAAAUGUUUUUAUACGGAUUUUUAAGCCCAUUCGCUCCAUCUGUAUAUAAUGUUUGUUCCACAUUGUGACCACUUGUUUUCAGUACAGCGUCAGGCAGGGAGGGGGCAGCACAGCUGAGACGAACGCAUUUCAUCGUCUCUCUUUCCUCAAUGUUUUUCAUAUUAGCAGUUAAAAAUGACAGACAGCUUUUAUUUCAGGUAUAAGAGGCGACCGUGAUGAUUAAACUGUAAACUGCAGCAGAUUUUAAACCUUAAAGUUUUCCUCAUGAAGAGGAAGAAACCUACAGGGCAGCUUCAAAACAAGACGUUAUGUUCCUCAUUUAUUCUUUUUGUUUCUAGAUGUUCAAUCAGGAAAGUUUUUAAUUAUAUAUUCCAUAAAGGGCACCCACUUUCUGCACGACCCAUCAGCUGUGUUACUGCAGAUCAGUCCCCGUCAGGGUGGUGGUGCUACCAGCAGUGUGAACUCUGACCUUUACGCUAACUGACUUGUAAAUAGUGUUGUUCCUUCUGUGGGGGCUGCACAUUGAGUUGUAUUGUACUGUAUGUGAUACAGUAAGGAUGUAUGUCUUCCAUAAACAAUAUGCAGUUUUCUACAGCAGCCUGUGAGGAGGAUUUAUGACCGUGGAGCUUUCAUAGUAUAUUGUACCCCCCCACUCCCCAAAAAACAGAAAUCCAUUCCUGCAGCUCAGUGAGCAUCGAUGUUUCCCAGAAAAGCCCUGAUUAGACGAAGUGUGUUUUUGUUCCAACAGUGUUGUAGUGACGUAAACAGUAUUGAUUGUUAACCAUCUGUAAAGCUGUGUGAGGAGCUUCAGCUCACCCUAAUGUCUCCUGCAGCGCGAGACGUUCUGAAGGCUGAAGGGGCCCGGAGAGGUUGUGUUUCUGUCAACACCAACGACUGCCAAAUGUUCAAUACAAUAAACAGGCCAAUGAUUUUUAAACAAAAACAAA
Molecule: messenger RNA, 3204 nt
Organism: Cottoperca gobio
Lineage: Eukaryota; Metazoa; Chordata; Actinopteri; Perciformes; Bovichtidae
Gene: casp2
Product: caspase 2, apoptosis-related cysteine peptidase
Exons: 13
Coding region: 176-1762 (528 amino acids)
Biological process (GO): proteolysis; regulation of apoptotic process
Molecular function (GO): cysteine-type endopeptidase activity
Source: RefSeq, a predicted model, not a curated record